Molecule: messenger RNA, 853 nt
Organism: Megalobrama amblycephala (Wuchang bream)
Lineage: Eukaryota; Metazoa; Chordata; Actinopteri; Cypriniformes; Xenocyprididae
Product: polyubiquitin-like
Exons: 2
Coding region: 163-630 (155 amino acids)
Biological process (GO): protein ubiquitination; modification-dependent protein catabolic process
Cellular component (GO): cytoplasm; nucleus
Molecular function (GO): protein tag activity; ubiquitin protein ligase binding
Source: RefSeq, a predicted model, not a curated record
ACGAAACAUUACUUUGAGGCGGGGCUUGAGUUGAUGCUUUAUAAACAUGCAUGCCUCGGCUCAGUGUGACCAGAGACACAUUGAUUUCGCUGUGACUCACAAGACUUUUUCAAGAAAACAAUUCAACAAAAUAGCAGCCUAUUUGCACAACCCAGCUCGGAAAUGGAACUGGCAAUAAAACUCUUAAACGGAGACGUGAAGCGGCUGGUGGUGAGAGUUGAUGCCACAGUUGGCGAACUCAAGCAGCUCAUUUCUCAGCACUUCAGUCAGCCUCCUUACAAACAGAAGCUUUCCAGCGACAACGGUCAACGGAUCAGCCUUGAGGAUGAUUCCCGAAGCCUCAGCAGUUACGGUUUGCACUCAGGCUCAGUGGUGAUGCUGCUCAUCACGAACCCACCUUUCCAAGUGUUCGUCAAGAACGAAAAGGGACAGACCAAAACCUAUGAGGUUGAUGUCAAUGAGACCGUAGAUCAGCUCCAGACCAAGAUCUUACGCAAAGACGGUGUCCCCAAGGAUCAGCAGCGACUGAUUUACAACGGCAGACAGCUGGAGGCUGGCAUGAAGCUGCAAGACUACGACAUCACAUCUGGAAGCACCAUUCACAUGACUCUCCGCCUCCGAGGAGGUUAAUCGCUUAAUGUGUACAAAAAAAAAAAAGCAGUUGUCGUUAUGUGUUAAAUAAUGUAAAUGCUGUAAAUAUGAUAGGCCUUGAAUGUGUUAUAUGUCACUAUGUCUUAAUAACUCAAGUAAUUCCAGAGUAGGCUAUUUAUCUGCAUUUAUCUUAUAAGUAUGAAUGAUGUUUCUCUGUAAUUUGCGUCGUAAGUAAAAUAAUAAAUGCUCUAAACAUUCCCAA